Raphanus sativus (radish) is the source of this 602-nucleotide messenger RNA. RefSeq names its product protein TIC 22, chloroplastic-like. NCBI's taxonomy places the organism in Eukaryota, Viridiplantae, Streptophyta, Magnoliopsida, Brassicales, Brassicaceae. Gene Ontology annotation, biological process: protein transport. Gene Ontology annotation, cellular component: chloroplast. The record is from RefSeq and is a predicted model, not a curated record.
UACUUGUUAAAAGUUGAGGGGAUUUCUUUUCGCUUCUUGCCGGAUCCUAUCCAAAUUAAGAAUGCAUUGGAGCUCAAGUCUUCGAGUAGUAAGAAUGGGUUUGAUGGAGUUCCGGUAUUCCAGUCUGAGCUUCUUGUUGUGAGGAAAAAAAAUAAACGUUACUGCCCUGUAUAUUUCAGUAAGGAAGAUAUAGAGAGGGAACUUUCAAAGUAUACAAGAGCAUCAAGAGCAGAUCAACAAAUUAUGGUUGGGAGUUUGGAAGAUGUCUUGAGGAAAAUGGAGAGGAGCGAGAAGAAUUCAGGUUGGGAAGAUGUAAUAUUCAUUCCACCAGGAAGAAGUUAUGCACAACACAUGCAGGAGGUGAUCAAAGAGUAACAAAAGAUUGAGAGACACAGUAUGUAGUUUCAGUUUGAUAAAAUAAAACAACUUCUCUUGAGAUUUUGCAAUAUUAUCAUUGUCCCCAAAGAGCUCAACGCAGUUUCAGUUAUUUUUUUUUCGUUCUUUCCACUCUUUAACACCAUUCAAUCUCUUGGUUCUUACACACCCUAACUUAUAAUUGUUUGUAUGGAUACAAAUGGUAAAUGUAUUUUGGUUUAAAGUUA